Messenger RNA from Tetrahymena thermophila SB210, 531 nucleotides. Its product is annotated as kinase domain protein. The record is from RefSeq and is a predicted model, not a curated record. The transcript is spliced from 7 exons. NCBI's taxonomy places the organism in Eukaryota, Ciliophora, Oligohymenophorea, Hymenostomatida, Tetrahymenidae.
AUGUGUAGCAAUCUGUUAAAUUUAACUGUUGAUCUUGAAGGCAAUCAAAUUGAUGCUUAGAUUAUAUCAAACUUAGGUUCUGCAAUAUCAAAAUGUUGUAAUCUGUCAUCUUUAACUCUAAACCUAAGAUGGAUUAAAAUUGGUUCACUGUGUAUAUUAAAUUUAGGACCUUGGUUAGCAAAUUGCACUUAACUUUCUACUUUGGUACUCCAAUUUACUGGAAGUCAAUUUGGUGAUAAAGGUUCGUCUAUCUUAGGUUUUGCUCUAGCAAAGGGCACAUAACUCUAAAAUUUGUCUCUUUUCCUAGAAAGUAAUCAAAUUACUGCAUAUGGUGCUUCAGAUUUAGGUUCUGGUUUAGUAAUGUGCUCUAAACUCUCAUUUUUGCAUCUAAACCUUAGAAACAAUUUAAUUGGUGAUUUGGGUGCAAACAAUUUAGGUUUUACCUUAUCAAAAUGUGCUAAACUUUCUAAUUUAACAAUUGACAUUUCCUUCUUGUUGAAUUUAAAUUAUUUAAACAAAAGAUAAAUCUGA